AUGCCAGCGAGGGCGCUCGACCUCCUCGACCAUCUCCUCACGCCAGGCGUCGUCAAGGCGGGAGAAGUAGUGGUGCUGAGUGUGGAACUUCUCGCAUGUCUGACCAGCGCGUGCCUCACGGGGACGCUACAGCUGCUGCUGUCUCUGACCAGCGCCAGCGCCUCCGCCCCGACCGCCACCGCCGCCGCCAACGCCGCCCCGGCCACCACCACCGCCGCCACUGCCGCCGCCACCCCCUCCGCCACCACCGCCUCCACCGCCACUCCCACCGCCGCCACCGACGCCACCACUCCCGCCAGCACUCCCGCCACCACUCCCUCCGCCACCACCUCCUCCUCCACCUCCUCCACCACCACCCCCCCCGGUGCCACCUCCGCUACCCUUGGCCCCCUUGCCCUUGCCGCUGCGGCGCCUCCCACUAGGAGUAGAAGCAGCACCAACAGACUCAGCACCAAGGUAGUCAACAGCAGCGGCAGUAGCGUAGGAGGGGGCGAGGGGAGAGGGAGAGCACCCCUCAAAGAUGGAGUGCGCCAUCCCUGUGCUGCUGGGCAGGCCUGGUGGGUACUGCUGGUGGGUACGGCUGGUGGGUACGGCUGGUGGGUACAGUGGUGGGCAGGAUGGCUGGGCAGGGGAGGAUACUGUUCGUGCGGUCUCUUGCUGCCCUGCCAAGGAAUUCUCCACUGCCUCUACCCCAUGCACUGCCUCUACCCCAUGCACUGCCUCUACCCCAUGCACUGCCUCUACCCCAUGCACUGCCUCUACCCCAUGCACUGCCUCUACCCCAUGCACUGCCUCUACCCCAUGCACUGCCUCUACCCCAUGCACUGCCUCUACCCCAUGCACUGCCUCUACCCCAUGCACUGCCUCUUCCCCAUGCACUGCCUCUACCCCAUGCACUGCCUCUUCCCCAUGCACUGCCUCUGCCCCAUGCGCUGCCUCUACCCCAUGCGCUGCCUCUCCCGCAUGUGUCCUCCUGCCGUAUCCCAUGUGCGGCAGAUCUGGGCGUGCUGGUGGGCAAGGGAGGGCACUACGGGAAUGUCUUCCGCAUCAAGCCACCCAUGUGCUUCACCACGGCCGAUGCUGGUACGCACCUCAUGA
Messenger RNA from Closterium sp. Naga37s-1, 1098 nucleotides. NCBI's taxonomy places the organism in Eukaryota, Viridiplantae, Streptophyta, Zygnematophyceae, Desmidiales, Closteriaceae. The record is from the annotation of a GenBank genome assembly.